This is a messenger RNA of Cannabis sativa, 988 nucleotides long. RefSeq lists its product as uncharacterized. Bases 80 to 862 code for a protein of 260 amino acids. The transcript has 4 exons. The record is from RefSeq and is a predicted model, not a curated record. Lineage: Eukaryota; Viridiplantae; Streptophyta; Magnoliopsida; Rosales; Cannabaceae.
UAAUAAUAAUAAUAAUAAUAAUAAAAUCUUAAAAAAUUGAAAUUGAAGUGAGUCAAGCAAAGCCAAGUCAAGCAAAGCCAUGGCCAUAGCCAUCUCCUCAACACUUCUCCUACACUUACCUCCAAAACCCAAAUUCACAUUUCCCUCCACAAACCCUAACCCUAGAUAUCUCAACCCCAAUUUCCAUGGCAACUCAAGAUUACAACUCCCCAAAACACCCUUCUCCUAUUCCAGAAAUGGAAGCGAAACCAAUUGUCCUGUUCCAUUAGAUCAGCAACCCAUAAACGAGUACCAAACCCUAUCCACCUCUUUCCCCUUCUCAUGGGCCUCCGGAGAUUUCGUCGAGUAUUGCUCUCGAUUGGCUGUCACAGGAGCCUCUUUUGCUCUCCUUAUCGGACUCCCCGUCGCCUGGUCCGGCGCCGUUGGACCUAAUUCCGAACCAGUGAAGCGGUUGCUCUGCGUUGUGUCAAGUGGGCUUAUUGUGGUUACUCUUGCUGUUGUUAGGAUGUAUCUUGGUUGGGCUUAUGUGGGCAAUCGAUUGCUUAGUGCCACUGUUGAAUAUGAAGAGACAGGGUGGUAUGAUGGUCAGAUGUGGGUUAAGACUGCUGAAGUUCUCGCACGCGAUCGGCUGCUCGGUUCAUUCUCUGUGAAGCCUGUGCUGAGUAGAUUGAAGUACACACUAGUUGGUUUGGGAUUAUCAUUGUUAGUCUGCAUUAUGUUUCUGGUCAACAUUGAUGAGACUACUCAAACUAAAAAUUAUGAAGAUGAUGAGAUGAGAGUCAUACAUGGAGUCUAUAAUGAUGAUUCAGCCAGGUCUUUUGAGCCAGAUGCUUUCUAUGGUGAACCACCUCCUCUCCCUUAAUAUACAUACAUCUCUAUAUAUAACUGUAUAUGUGUAUAUAUAUAUAUAAAAAUGCUGUUACUACAAUAUGAGGAAAUUAAUAUUUAUAUAAUAUGGUGAUUGAAAGAAUUAAUCACUCUUUGGCUA